UUGAUCUUAGACGACGGCUAAUGCAGUGAACAUUGUUCCAGUAAUCAUUCAAGCAGAGUAAGCGUAAUAUCUAAUGUACGUCAUUGUUAUAUCUACAGAAACAUCAGAAACAACAGCACAAUCAGCCGAACCUGUAACUCAACAACAAUCGUGUGCACGGUGCGACAAUAAAGAUUUUACCAUUGGUUAUUUCUCUGGAUUCGGAUCUUGUGCUGCUAUUGUAGUACUUGCUGUGUUCCUUUACAUUAUAAGACGAAGGUAUCUAGCAAGUAAAACGCCUCAAGACAAAAAACCAAACAUGGAAAAUCCAACAUACUAUAACACUAGAACUGAUAUAUACACUGUAAAUACCGAGUCAGCUGAAGGGAUUAAUAAUUACGAGAGAUUGAGUAAUAAUAGGACCACGGAUAAUGUAUACAAUGAUCUAGGAACAACAUUGUCAUCAACAUAGGAGAAAUGAGUUUUAGUGAUUUCCUAGUGAAAACAACAAAAUGAAUUGUUACAGUAAAACUUAAUUUGUUGUUUCUGUGGUCAUUGAUGUAUAUUAUUACUAUCCUUAUAUAAUCACUUUGAAAACGGCUUGUAUUCAUGAUAAGCUAGUUGUAGUAAGGGAUAAAACUUUAUUUUAUUCUAGCUAUUUUAACAUGUAAAAUAUGACUAAUGUGUUUUCAAAAUUA
Ruditapes philippinarum (Manila clam) is the source of this 677-nucleotide messenger RNA. RefSeq lists its product as uncharacterized. The record is from RefSeq and is a predicted model, not a curated record. NCBI's taxonomy places the organism in Eukaryota, Metazoa, Mollusca, Bivalvia, Venerida, Veneridae. Bases 74 to 451 code for a protein of 125 amino acids. The transcript is spliced from 3 exons.